AUGGCGGACAAGAACCAGAACCAAUACCACCCGGCGGAGGUGAACGGCUACCACCGGAGCGACCAGGAGUCGCUUGAGGAGAUCGAGGAGGCGAGGCGCAAGAAAAAGAUGAAGUGGACAAUCGGCAUCAUCGCCUUCAUCAUCUUCCAGGUAGUCCAAGGCCUCUUCUUUGUCUUGGUCAUCAUGAAAUUCAAGUCCCCUAAGUUCAGGGUGGCCGAUUUCACCAUCCCGACCCUGACCACCGAGGCGCAGACAUCUCCCUCGUUCAACAUGAGCUUCGUCGCUCCGAUCCGGGUCAAGAACACCAACUGGGGUCCCUUCAAGUACGAUGCUUCUACUGUUAACUUCAUCUAUGGGGACGUCCAAGUGGGACAAGCGACCAUUCCCAAGGGCAAGGCCAACUUCAAGUCCACCAAGAAGAUCGAUGUGCCCGUGACCUUGAACUCCGGUGCUUUGCCUACUAGUUCGAACCUUGGGAGCGAAUUAACCUUGAAAAGCCAAGGCGAGCUCAAAGGAAAGGUAACAGUCAUGUUCAUGUUCAAGAAGACCAAGAUCUCAAAAAUGAAUUGCACCAUAGAGAUCAGUACAUCAGCAAAGGAGGUCAAAUCCUUGCAUUGCAGCUGA
Molecule: messenger RNA, 624 nt
Organism: Eucalyptus grandis
Lineage: Eukaryota; Viridiplantae; Streptophyta; Magnoliopsida; Myrtales; Myrtaceae
Product: late embryogenesis abundant protein At1g64065-like
Exons: 1
Coding region: 1-624 (207 amino acids)
Source: RefSeq, a predicted model, not a curated record